Messenger RNA from Sclerotinia sclerotiorum 1980 UF-70, 2442 nucleotides. RefSeq lists its product as hypothetical. Bases 1 to 2442 code for a protein of 813 amino acids. The record is from RefSeq and is a predicted model, not a curated record. NCBI's taxonomy places the organism in Eukaryota, Fungi, Ascomycota, Leotiomycetes, Helotiales, Sclerotiniaceae. The transcript has 2 exons. Gene Ontology annotation, cellular component: mitochondrial small ribosomal subunit. Gene Ontology annotation, molecular function: structural constituent of ribosome; methyltransferase activity. Gene Ontology annotation, biological process: translation.
AUGCUCACAGCACGGAAAGUUCCUAGAGCAUGCCAGUCAUGUAGAUCUCAACUCCUUUCUCUCUUCGAACAUGGAUUCACAAGACCUACUGCUUCAACCGCUUCUUCACAUUCACGAUAUCGCGACCUCCGCCAUCGAUCAAUUCAGCCUCGUACUAAUGCCCUGCGAUUAUUCUCCACGACCCUUACUCGAUCGGACGAAUCUCCCACUAGUAAAUCUCCGACAGAGUCUGAGAAAGAAGCAGCGGCGGCAGCAGCAGCGGAAAUUGAGUCGGUGGUAAGACAAGCUAGGCAAACAUUUGGUGAAACCUUGCCAAAGGAUUAUCUAUCUGUCCAGGAGUAUCAACUAUAUGAGAGAUUGUAUGGCCCACCACUACGGGAAACCAGACCGGAAGAUUUAGAAUAUCUGCAGGUUGAGGAGGAGGAUAUUGGAGAGGAUGGGCCAUCUAGGAAUAUUCUUUUGAGGGAGAACGCUGAUGGCGAAUUCGAAGAGGUUGAAUUCGAUCCAGAACUGGGAUUUAAAGUGGUGGAAGAUGGCAGUGAUGGAUUUGCUUCUGCUAGCGAGGGUGAAGAAUUAGAAUUCGAGGAGGAGAGUGAGCCUGAUAUGGAAUUGGAGGCUGAAGAAUUCAUCGACGCAGAGACUCCCGCGGGACCAGAUACUACUAAUUUAACAUUUCAAGGUCAAAAUCAAAGAGAGGUGGAUGCUAUUGCACGGCUACAACGCGAUAUGGACGAGGCGAUGGCACGAGCGGCAGAGCAAGAGGAUACUGUUUUUGACGAGGACUAUGAGGAGGAAGAGUCGUCGGAGGAAUCCGAAGAAGAAUUGUUCGAAGACGAAGAGAUUUUUGACGAAGAAGAUCACGAUUCAUAUACGAGCUCGGAUGAAAUUCGUACACAUCCACAUACUAGAACCUCCAGAUUUGGCACAUCCCCAAGAAAGCUUAAGCUUUUGCCACAAAAACAUGUUGGACUUGAUGCUUCGCAACAUAGAAUGAGCGAAAUUGAAGCAGAUGCAUAUUUGGCAGGGGUGAUGUCCGGUACUUAUACCUCUGUCAUGAGUACCUUGGUCGAAGUACGGAAACGACUCGGACCUGAAUGGAUCCGUGAAAUGUUAUUCAGGGAGGGCGGCCAAGGUCCACGAAUUCUUGACGCGGGAGCUGGUGGAGCUGGUGUAAUAGCAUGGAAAGAGAUUUUGCGAGCUGAAUGGGAUGUGUUAAAGGACGAUGGUAUUGUUGAGGGUGAUGAACCACCUUCUGGUAAGCACACUGUUCUCACCGGAGCAGAUUCAUUGAGACAUCGUAUUUCACGACUCCUCGACAAUACCACCUUUCUUCCCAGACUUCCUGAUUAUGUUCAUUCAUCUAGUGGCGAGGCCCAACUUGAUGGUGGACCUGCACAACCUAGGAAAGUAUAUGACUUGAUUAUUGCCCCGCACACUUUGUUUCCAUUGAAGGAAGAUUAUCGCCGAAAGCACAUGGUCCAGAACCUCUGGUCAAUGCUUGAUCCCAAAGGAGGCGUACUUAUUCUGAUAGAAAAAGGUUUACCCCGUGGGUUCGAGGCUAUAGCAGGGGCUCGCUCUCUUUUACUUGAUUCACAUAUCUCUUCCCCUGGCGAAGAAGUUGUCGAAAAGGAGCUCCAGUCCCUUUCUGAUACUGAAGCACGGUUCGUGGAGAAAGAGGAGGGUAUGAUCAUUGCACCAUGUACUAAUCACACAAAAUGCCCGAUGUAUCCAGUUCCAGGUCUUACCCCUGGUAGAAAGGAUUUCUGUCAUUUUGAACAGCGAUAUCUCCGCCCACCUUAUCUACAAAAGAUCUUGGGUGCUUCUUCUCGCAAUCACGAGGACGUUAGAUAUAGUUACCUCGCAGUGCGAAGAGGUAUUGACGGUAGGAAAGAAGAAGCUAUUCUUCAAGGAGAUGCUGCAACCGACCAAUCUUUUGCUGGCUAUGAGGAGCACGAUUUAUCUGAUAGUCCGGAUAUACCUGCAGAAGGGGAUGUACCGUUCCAUCCAUUGUCGCUUCCACGAUCUAUGCUCCCACCCCUCAAACGACGUGGUCAUGUCACCUUGGAUGUUUGCACACCAUCAGGCAAGCUGGAACGGUGGACUGUGCCUAAGAGUUUUAGUAAGGUAGCGUACCGUGAUGCUAGAAAAUCUAAAUGGGGAGAUCUUUGGGCACUUGGUGCCAAAACACGGGUCCUCAGAGAGCCUAGACUAGGAAGGGGAGGAGCGGGUGCUGUAAAUAGUAAGGGAUCCAAACCCGGAAAGGUUCUCAGCAAGUCGGCUGCCAAGAAGAAGAAGAACAAGUUCAAUAUUAUCAUGGGCCGCGAUGGUAUGGAAGGUCUCGAGGAAAGCAGAGAUUCCAAGCGAAUCUUCAAGCCCGAGAAAAGAACUAAAGGUGGACGAUUUGUCAAGCCGAAAAAACCCAUUACUGAGGAUGACAUAUGA